Molecule: messenger RNA, 2028 nt
Organism: Eremothecium gossypii ATCC 10895
Lineage: Eukaryota; Fungi; Ascomycota; Saccharomycetes; Saccharomycetales; Saccharomycetaceae
Product: AEL027Wp
Exons: 1
Coding region: 1-2028 (675 amino acids)
Cellular component (GO): plasma membrane; cell division site; growing cell tip
Source: RefSeq, marked provisional
AUGGGAUUCAGGUUUGGGCUCUCGGGGCUGAUAUGGUUGGCACAGACGGCGGCGCUUGCGUUUCUUGUGGUGAGCUGCAUCACGGCGCCAGUGGUGUCGGACCUUGGGUUGGCGGACGCGGACGGGGUGCAGUACGGCGUGUUCGGGUACUGCAUACAGGACCGGGGCUGUUCGCCGGUGUCCGCGAGCUACGGGCCGGAGCGGGUGUUCAGCGGGACGCAGUGGGCGAUGGGACAGGACAUGCGGCGGGUGCUCGGGCGGAUCCUCGUGGUAGCACCUGUGGCCGCGGGGCUCACGCUGCUGGCGGUGGUCUCGAACUUCGUGUCGCAGUUCUCCGGCGUGCACCGGCACGCCGGGAUUUUCGUGAGCAACCUGCUCUGGACGAUCCUCGCGUUUUUCAGCUCGGCGUUGUUGUGCAUAGUGGUGUGGCUUCUGUUCUGGCCGCACCUCACGUGGUGCGCGUACGUGUUGCUAGCUGCGGCGGUGAUCCACCUCUUCUGUGUGCCGUUGACGUUCCUGGCGCACUCGCAGGUGUGCCAGGACAGCGAUGACGAGUCCCUGCACGGCGCGCUCUCGUCGCAGAAGCUGAUGAAGCGCGAGGAUGACUACGCCAACAGCUUCAACAUGAACGAGUUGCACAAGACGGCUAUUGACUCCGACGUGAAGCAGCCGGGCUACUACAAGGUAGCGCCCGUCACCACGGGCGACGUGACUGACUCGACCAAAACCGACUAUACCGAUAUCUACGGGUCCCAGCAGGCACCGCCUCCUCAGCCGUACUUGCGCUCCACGCCUCAGAACAGAAACAGCUAUGUGGCCACGGAGCCGCAGACCACGUCUGCGGGGGGGAAUGGAGAGGAAUCCGGCAAAUGGGAGCAGCCGACCUUGGCGCCCUACCCAAUGACCGGAGGCUUUUCCGCGCAAGGGUAUAACCGGCCGUCUGGCCCUCCGAUCCCGCCCUACCCCUCCACCGGCAGCACGAAAGAUCGGACUGCGAACUACGACAGGGAGCGCCAUGACGCGCGCUCAGGAAUGGGGCCUACCGGCGAUCCCUCCUACUACCCCGCGGGGAUGGAGGGCGUUCAGCAACCUUACUCUGCGAUAAAUGACGCUUCCAAGAACGGUAUUCCUGCGGGCAGUACGGGCGACCACGCCAAAAACAAACUCCCGUAUGCCACUUCUACCACGGCUCGCAACGCCGAUCCGUCUGCAAGUGGAGUGCGGGGCCCCUAUGCGGAGGGUCUUCCAACGGCCUCUUCUUCCAACUACGAGGUUACUCAGCUCUCUUCAGGAAGGAUCACAGCGCGGCCGGCACAAUCGCCCGCCUAUCCCUCAUCGGCCGGGGAACCAGUAAAACAGCAACCAUAUCCGCGACAAUCUAGAAACUUGGAUUAUCCAAACCAACAAGACUUUGAUGAUGAGGAGUUUGUGAGGCAAAAUACGGUCGACCCCGAAGAAAGACCGCCGAUAGAGGAAGACGAUGGUAUCAAGGAUGACGACUCGGACUUUACUUCGGUAUCUCAGAGAGGUAUCAACCCAAAUUACUACACCAUUGCUGGCAAGCAAGCACCUUACCCACAGACUUUCUCUGCUCCGUUGCCGCAUAAUCAGGCAAUCUAUCCGGACCAGCCAUAUGCUGGUCCUCCACCACCAGAUGCUUACCAGACAAGUAAUAGUCUGGGCAUGAGCCGGCAGGGAGCACACCAGCAGUAUGUGUCGCAGGGCUACACGCCGCAACCGCAGGGCUACCAGGCUUCGGGGUACUAUUCCGCUCCGUCAACCAGUCAGCCGCGCGCGCCAGACACUUCAGAUAUGCUCCUCCAGAAUAACCCUGACUUUAUGAUAGGUGGGGCGGCUUCCAAUAAGGCCGCCAGGUUCGGUGGGCCCGGUCAAAGAGUGCAGCAGAGUGCAGGAUCUACCACAGCCCCUGCCACUUUGUAUAAACCAGCAUACAAGAAGCGGAUGCAGAAGUCGAAAGGAAUGGUGGCCGCCUCGUUAAGCAGAGAUAGCCCCUACGGCGGCAGAUAG